CCCCCUGGAUCUGCUGCCCUACACUGAGGAAUAACAGCAGCAGUGAAAACAGUCUGUUUAAUGUUUCUUAUUUCAGCUAGAUGACAUUUUCUGAUGAUAUGAGGGCCUGUGGAUAAAUGAGUGAAAGCUUGACAACAUUUAGGAAAGACCAUGCAGAACAUGUUCCAGGAGGGGCUGUACCAUGUGUUUUUUAAGGAGACACCCCCAGCCCGCCCACUGACCCAGGUUACCGAUCACAGGGAUCUAAUCAAUGGCAGGAUUCAUCGUUGGUUUGGAACUGUGGUUAACACCAGACUUUUGGUCACUGGGGUGGUGCAGAUCCUCAGUGCCUUAGCUUGCAUCCUCACCACAAUCACCCAUGCAUGUGUGAGCUACAACUGCUCCAUCUCUAUGACAACACCAGUGUGGUCAAGCCUAUUUUAUGUGGCUGCUGGCUGUCUGGCAAUGGAGGUUCAGAGAAAAGCUAAUAAAUUAAAGAUUAUCACUCUGAUGGGUCUGAACCUAUUUAGUCUGCUGUUUGGCAUCUCUGCUCUCCUGGCUAACAGCCUCAGGUCUACACAGCAUGUUGCACUCAACACAAAUCAACAGCGAAUCGGCUCAUACAUUGCAAAGGGGAGCUCCAUUGCAUUUACUGUACAGUGUUUACUGGCGUCAGUCUACGUACUUUUCCUGUCAUGGAGAGGCCUGCGUCGCUACAGUCCUCCCCAUACUCAGAGCUACAACCGCCUCUCACAGGAUCCAGAUGAAACCAACGGGCCUCUACUGGAACAAGAACAGUUCAGCCUGUGAACACACUCCUGCUUGCACAGCGUUUUUGUAAACUCAGUUACUGUUGUUGAUCAGCGUCUGUAUGGUUGGUAUGAACAGACUGUACAAUCCUGAUUGAGGAAAUUGUUUUAAAUGUUGUGAAAUUCUAUAAUGCCACCUGACCGAUGUGUCAGUAUCACUUCUGCUUUGGGAUUCCAAAAAACUUUUAUGUGACUUUCCCGAACAAAGUGAAACAGCAAAGUUAAAACCUACUAAAAUAAACAGCAUGUUCAACAACAGAUGGUGUAUAUAAAGCAUACAGACUUUAAAUACUAAAUUAUACAAAGUGUAUGCAUGUUUUCACAGCUGAGCAGUCUCAUGAUUUACAUACUGUUUUGUGGUGAACACUAGAGGGCAGCACUGCCACUGUUUUGUCAUGUUGCGCAGUUUGAUCCACAAAUGAACUUCUCUCUGUUCAGUGUUAGAAUAGAUGAUGACAUUGUUUCACAUAAAUUGCCAGAUAUAAGAAAUCUGAAUUAGUGAGAGUUAUCUGCUGCACACCAAAGACAAGGUGCAGGUCAGGGUGAUGAUAUACUGAAGAGAGGAAAACCGCACACUAAGCUGUAAUGAUUUAACUACCAAUGUUUUGACCACACAUUCUUUCUCACAGGAAUUCACUGUUUGAUUGAUGAUCACUAAGUGUAAAUAAAUGUUCUG
Molecule: messenger RNA, 1464 nt
Organism: Epinephelus fuscoguttatus (brown-marbled grouper)
Lineage: Eukaryota; Metazoa; Chordata; Actinopteri; Perciformes; Serranidae
Gene: tmem253
Exons: 7
Coding region: 151-789 (212 amino acids)
Cellular component (GO): membrane
Source: RefSeq, a predicted model, not a curated record